AUGGAGGAGUUGGCUAGGGAGAGCAUCAGCUUGCUAGCCAGACCCCCCUUGGAGCUGGGAAGCCCACAUCUCUCUUCGGCCGCGGCCGUCUUCAUCAUGCUGAAAUCCGCCCUCGGAGCCGGACUCCUCAACUUCCCCUGGGCGUUCAAUAAGGCCGGAGGGAUCACACCGGCCAUUCUUGUGGAGUUGUCACUCCCCAAUCUUGGAGGUGGCAAAAUUGUAUGCGAUACUUUUUACCCAAAUGAAACUGUGAAUGGAGGUUUUCCCCACCAACAUUGGUUCAUCGACCAUCGUUUCACCUUGUCCGUCCUUUGCAUCCUGGUGAUCUUCCCUCUUUCCAUCCCUAAAGAAAUUGGGUUCCAGAAGUACACAAGUAUUCUGGGCACCUUGGCAGCGUGUUACCUGAUGCUUGUUAUUGUCGUGAAGUACUACCUCCGAACGGAUCACGUCGUCCUGCACGAACACCACCUCCCUCCUGGGGUCUAUUCUUGGACCUCCAUGUUCAGCGUUAUACCAACCAUCUGCUUUGGAUUUCAGUGCCAUGAAGCCUGCAUUGCCAUCUACAGCAGCAUGAGCAACAAGAAGCUCUCCCAUUGGGUAGUGGUAUCAGUGAUGUCCAUGCUCUUCUGCUUUCUUAUUUAUUCUUUGACAGGACUGUAUGGCUAUUUGACCUUCGGUGCCGAUGUGGCUGCCGACAUCCUCAUGUCGUACCCAGGAAAUGACGUAGUGGUCAUCAUCGCCCGGCUGUUGUUUGGCAUCUCCAUCAUCACCAUCUACCCCAUUGUCCUCCUCUUGGGAAGGUCCGUCCUGCAGGACAUCUGCCUGAGCUCCAAGCACAGCGAUGCGCUGACUAGGGAGCCGAAUGAGAAAUGGACGCGGGUCCUGCUCACCACUGCUUGGGUCGUAGUCACCCUCAUCAUUGCGCUCUGUGUCCCAGACAUCAGCAAAGUGAUCAGCGUCAUUGGAGGCAUCAGUGCUUUCUUCAUCUUCAUCUUCCCAGGGGUCGUAGUUCACCAACAUCCAGACAGCACUGUGAACCCAACCAACGUUGUACCUGGACCAAAGUUGCCAUGGAUGAUGGGGCACGCAGUACCCCCAUGA
Anolis sagrei ordinatus is the source of this 1101-nucleotide messenger RNA. Lineage: Eukaryota; Metazoa; Chordata; Lepidosauria; Squamata; Anolidae. The record is from RefSeq and is a predicted model, not a curated record.